AUGCAUUUUAUAAAAUAUUUGACUAUCUUUGUCAUCUUCGCCAUUCAAUUCAGUUUACAAGAUGUUUCUUCUGAAGAAAGUUCAAGUCAAAUUGCAAUAACAUCACAAGAAGGAAACAAUUUGUCUGAAGAACAAGGAGUAGUUCAAACGAAAAAAAAUUUAUUAAAUAAUUUAAAAGAUAAAUUUAAUGAAAAAACAAACGGAAUGAAAUCAAAAUUAGGUUAG
Messenger RNA from Strongyloides ratti, 225 nucleotides. RefSeq lists its product as hypothetical. The transcript has a single exon. Lineage: Eukaryota; Metazoa; Nematoda; Chromadorea; Rhabditida; Strongyloididae. The record is from RefSeq and is a predicted model, not a curated record. The coding region runs from base 1 to 225 and encodes 74 amino acids.